Messenger RNA from Klebsormidium nitens, 3188 nucleotides. The record is from the annotation of a GenBank genome assembly. Lineage: Eukaryota; Viridiplantae; Streptophyta; Klebsormidiophyceae; Klebsormidiales; Klebsormidiaceae.
GGGACCUCCAGGCGCAACUUGAAGGUGGACAAAAGGCGACUGAUCAGUGAUGGCACCUGACCACUGGCACUAGAGCUGCUUUAGCCUUUCACGAGCCCUUCGAUCGCCGUGGUCCAACAUAUGUACCGGUAUGCCAAUUCAUCCAGCUCACAAACAGCUGCCGUGUUUGGUGGUGAAGCAUGAUGGUGCCACGCAGUACCAGCUCCACUAGAGCCAUGGCCUUGCUUUCUAGAUGAUGAAGAUGCAGGAAGCGCGUCCAAAGCCCAGCUUAUGGCUGUCCCGUCUCCCAGCCAAUGUGCACAGACUCUAUGACCACACAGGAUGCCCCCAUCCGCCUGCCACUGCAUUCCUGCCAGGUGCGGGGCUGCUGGCCGCAUGUGCAAGCAGCAACGGCACCUUACAUAUCUACAAGGUCAGCUGCGAAUCAGAUGUGGAAACAGCAGCGGGUGCCCCUAUGGUGCCUGCUUUUGAUCGCACAGUCUACCGGCUGCUUGUCCGCUACUCUCUGAGCGUGGCGGCUUUCGGAGCCCCAGGAGAAGGCGAGAUCUGGGUAGGAUCAAAGGAAGUGUCCUGGACCAUCGGCCAGGUAGCUUUUGUACCUGGCAGAAACCGUGAGUUGAUUCUGUUCCAGCAGGGUAGCAAGAGAUUGCUCAGCGCACAGCUACCACCACCUGAUGCGGCCAGUCCCAGGCAAGUCGAGGACGGCGGGGGCAGCCUCGCAAGCACUCGGCAAGGCACAGAUGAGGAAGGCGACAGGCUCGGCGCCAAAGCUGAGGUCACUGGCUGCACACCGGUGGGCUGCUUGGGCAGUUGUCCAAGUGCCCUGUCUUGCUUCUCUGUGGCAGGAGAUGGCACGGCUGUGGCCGCAGCAGAUGAGGAGGGGGCCAUCCGUGUGUGGUCGCUUGUGGAUGGGCAGGUCAAGCUGGGCGCAGAAGGGGCAGACUGGGCGCCGCAGAAUGCAGGGCGGCCGUUGAUACAUUCUCUAGCUUUUGCUGAUAGCCAACUUCUUGUCGCGGCAUGCUGCGACGGGGCUGUUCGAAUCUGGGCCUGCCACUGUCCCCCCAGCUUGCAACUGGUCGACACCCUGACAACACUGGAGAGAAGCCCACUGGUGGGCUUGGCAGUCCACUGGCUGGAAGAGGGCCAGGCCUUCGCCAGCCAGGGUGAGGGGUUGAGCAGCGGUGUCAUCGCUGCAGGCGCUGCCAAUGGGAUGCUACACGUGUGGAAGGCCCUGUCUGGCGGCCGUUGGCAGCUGGUGUUUGUUGCGGACCAUGCCGCUGCAGAGGGCAGCUUAACCAGCCUGGCCUUUUCUCCAGGGGGCACCCUUCUGGCCAGCGCAGCUGCGGGGGGCAGGUCCAGGCAAAGGCCAGCAGAGUACGAUAGUUCCUCGGCCAAUGAAGAAGAGGAAUUGGGGGGCAUUGGAGAGGAGAUGAGCUGCCCAAUCCGGGUUUAUGAGACAUCUAGGUGGGCGUGCCUUGCGGCUCAUUUCGGAGUAGCGGAGGGCCCAGUUACGCUCCACUUUGCUGAGAGACGAGAUCUCACUGGUGGUGCCUCGACGGCACCCAGCGGAGGUGGCAAUAGUCCAGAUGCAAGCCAGUCACUGCUGGUGUUGGCUGCUCACGGGCCGCCGUGCGUUGUACAGGACCCGGAGAAGGCUGUCGCAGCCGUCAAGUCAGAAGGCACAGGCCCGCAAGUUCCUGAUAAGAGGGAUGCAAUGGAAGGUGUGAACAGUAUUGAUUCUGAUCGCACGCAUGGAAAACAGGGUCCCUUGUCAAGGAAGGAACCGAACAUGGAGCCAGUCACAACGGGACGGCCGGGGCUGUCGAGUAGUGACAGAAGGGGCCCCCUUGAAGUGGAAUCGGAAGAAGUGAUGGAAGAGAGGCUUGGGGACUUGCGAGCAACGAGGACGGUGGAAGGGAGCAGUAUCGCCCUUGAGUCAGGGGUUGGGGGCCCCCGGCCAUCCAGUAAACGGGAGCUGCUGGGUGUGCAGCUGGCUGGAGAGGACUUGGAGGAGGAGCAAGAUGGGGCGCCCACUCCGUCGCCCCUCCCUGCACGGCUUGCCGACAAUGCUUUGAGAGCCACCUCCAAGGCCCCAGCUUUGGGCGUUGCUCCACUCCAAAGGAAGGGCGGACCCCCUGUUACAGGCCGUGUAGCGAUGGGGGCCAGCCCGGGCAGUGCCGGUGCCAUUACGUGCCAGCUAAGUGCGCCAGCGCUGCAUUCUACUGCGCGCCUGCUGGUCCAGCUGGAGCAGCUGCAGGCGCAGCAGUUUGACUCGGCCGCGGCGCUGCAAUCGGUGGCCAUGGGCAGCAGGCCCGCCAGCGUGAAGGCCGACCUGGCGGGGCUGGCGGGGGGGCUGUCCCUGGGGGACUUUGCCAGGCUGGGGGGCGCAGGGACGGGAGACCAGCCACAGUAUACGGGGCUCACCCCCCUGGAGGAUGAGAUGCCGCCGGAGGCAGUGCCCAGGCCCAUUGGGAAGCAGGUGGAUGCGCGCUGGCAAGCGGCCCUAGCGCAGCCGCCACAACUGGAUGCGCUGUGGAACCCGCAGGAGAGAUGCCCACAGGUAUGCGAUGUGACGCCCGUUUACUGCCCCUCCAAGGGAGAGUGGGACCAGACAGGGGAGCACGCGAUGGCCGCUUGGAGCUGCCUUGCGGCCAUGCCUCGCUAAGUGACGUCUCGAGAUUGAUCUCCCCAGCUUAUGAUAGGGGUCAUAGACAAACAGGAAGCUAGUGUGGCCGUAAAUGCCAGGAAUUUACCUGAUCACCGCUUCUGGCUGCUUGCUUUCUGCAUCUGCCUUUGGUGAACCAUAGCUUGCUGCUCGCGGAUCGAGAUAAUAGAAGACAACAUCCGAAUCAAUAGACACCCAGGAAAGUAUUGAAUUGGUCACUUGAGCCGCGCCCCGCUGCAAAGAGGAGCUAGCAAACUUCGAGUGUUGGUUGACAUCAAGGGGAACGUACUAUAUGGUGACAGGUCGAGCGCGGCGCUCAAAAGGCAUACAUAUAACUAAGUGGCCACAUCUUGUCGAAAAUACCGUUUAGGGAUUGAAUUGGACCAAGCUGCAAAUGCUUUAUAAACCUGGAGCAGUUUCGUUCAAUCCACAUUCGGAGAUGACCUCGGGUCUGCAAAGUUUAGGUCUUGGAAGCUUGUGCCACAAGCCGUCGGAACCCACGUGGGGCUUGGGUGAGUGGAGU